CAAAUCUUUUAUAACCCAAACUGAAAAAUGAAACCGAAUUUCUAAGGGAUCAAUAACACUAAAUUCCAUAAAUGACUAUUAAACCCCUGGAUUUCAAAUAGGGACUCUGGUUUCUCCCCUUAUAAAGGCGCCAAAAACCCUAAAUCACGCUUCAAAAAUCAACCAUUUGCAGCUUAAAUUCGGCCGCCGAAAAUUUACCUGAUUGAACUAUAGUUUUAAAUUGUCAGGGUUUUUUUCCUGUGUUAAUUCCUCUAUUGAUCCGUAUAAAUAUGGAAGCAGAAUAUUAUACAUUUGGACCGUAUAAAAUACACGAGAAGGAGGUCUUUUACACUUCCCAAUUGUCCUAUGCUCUCGUUAAUCUCAGGCCUCUUUUACCUGGUCAUGUGCUUGUAUGUCCAAGGCGUGAAGUCAAGCGCUUUGUAGAUCUUACUGUUGAAGAAACCAGUGACCUAUGGCUUACUGCUCAAAAAGUGGGUGCUCGACUCGAGGCUCACUAUAAUGCAUCUUCACUCACUUUUGCAGUUCAAGAUGGACCACAAGCAGGACAAACAGUCCCACACAUGCACGUACAUAUCCUUCCCAGGAAGGGUGGGGACUUCGAAAAAAAUGAUGAAAUUUAUGAUGCUAUAGAUAUGAAAGAGAAGGAAUUGAAGAACAAGCUUGAUUUGGACAAAGACAGAAAGGAUCGAAGUUUGGAGGAAAUGGCCCAGGAAGCUGAUGAACUAAGAAAGCUUUUCUUGUAAGUUCCUACCAAAUUGUUCCUGUUAUAAGAUCUAACACUCAUUCGACUACUCUCCAAAGAGUUGUUUGCUUUGUGGAAUUUAAUAUUUUGCAUGGAUCAAUGGUUGUAAUCUCCAGCUAUGCAACCACAUAAUUCAAUUGUAAAAUGGAGGUGAGAUGACUUAUUGUUCUUCAAAUGAUUGCGCAUAUAUUUAUUCCAGUUUCCUAGUUUGUUCUU
This is a messenger RNA of Amborella trichopoda, 958 nucleotides long. It is a transcript of the gene FHIT, whose product is annotated as FRAGILE HISTIDINE TRIAD. Lineage: Eukaryota; Viridiplantae; Streptophyta; Magnoliopsida; Amborellales; Amborellaceae. The record is from RefSeq and is a predicted model, not a curated record. Gene Ontology annotation, molecular function: catalytic activity.